This is a messenger RNA of Terrapene triunguis (Three-toed box turtle), 1849 nucleotides long. RefSeq names its product UHRF1-binding protein 1-like. The record is from RefSeq and is a predicted model, not a curated record. The annotation marks the transcript as partial. The transcript has 4 exons. Lineage: Eukaryota; Metazoa; Chordata; Testudines; Emydidae.
CUUAUUGGAGUGCCUUUUGUGUGCUCUAAAAUUUUAAUCCUAAUUUUGUUUUCUUUUAUACUAGGUUCAGAUCAUAAAUCUGUGGCUGGACCAAUUAAGUCAUCACCUGAAAUUAAUUUGAGAUGGGAAAAUGGGCCAAGUGCUGUAGUACACUCUCUGCUGGCUGUAAAAAAUGGCUUUCUACAGUGUCACGUGGAGAAUUUUAGUGCUGAAUUCCUAACAUCUUCCCUCAUGAACAUUCAGCAUUUUCUAGAAGAUGAAACUGUUGCAGCAGUAAUGCCUAUGAAGAUUAAAGUUUCUAAUACAAGGAUUAAUUUAAAAGAUGACAGCCCACGUGAUAAUCUCUCAGCUCCUGAACCAGCCCCUGUAACACUGCAUAUUGACCUACUUUUGUUAGAGAGGAAUGACGAUGGCUCUUUUUGCAUCAGAGAUAAUCAAUCACUAAGCAAUGAUGUGUUGAACUACAAGAAAUCGAGUGCUACAGUGCAGCAAGUGAGUGGCGUUACCAGAAACAAAACGCAGGAUUAUGUGUCUCAAGCCACACAGACUUCUCCAGAAAUCCCCAGACCUUCUACAUCAAGAUGGGCUACAGCUGAUUUCCUCAAAGAGGAGCUUAUUGAAGAAAACGAAUGCCUUAAACAGGAACUAGCCAAGGCUAAAAUGGCUCUGGCUGAGGUCCACAUGGAAAAAGACACUCUGCUUCAUCGUAUAAAGAGGAUGACUAUUGAACAUCAACAGUAGUGGAUAAUGUAUUCCAAAGAUUGCACUGGAGUAAGAAGGGCUGUAUUUAAAUACUGUUUGUGAAUUAGUGGAAGAGUCUUUUGACAUGAGCAUAGAACAACGUAUUUGUGGAAUAAAUACUAUUCUGAGAAUUUACGAAGGAUUAGGAUUAGACACUGCAAUUGUGUUUUUCUGUUUAGCCCUGUUUAAACUGCAGUGAUGCAGGAAAAAUCAGUUUAUACUGUACUUUACUAAUUUUCCUAACAAGGAUAUGAUUCUCUUAAUUUUAAUAAUAUUGGAGGAAAUGUUAUCUGGGGAACAGAUCUGAUGAUGAGAGAGUUCAAUGGGCAAGGGAAGAUGUUUACAUGAGUAAUUGAGUAAAAUGUGUGCCAUGCAUCAUUGAUAUAUGGUAUCUUUAUUCGCUAAGAUAAAAUGAUUUUUACUGUUAACAAAUAUUUUAAAGGAGAUUACAUUUGCACUAUAAACUGAAUGGAUCCCACUCUCUGGCCAUUAAAACUUAAUAUAAUUGGCCUCAAACUGGCCUAAAGUCAGUGUAACUGGCCCAGGCAGGAUCACCAAGUUUAAGAGUAAUCUUCCUGUGGCAUAGAGACUUCCACUGCUCUCUUCCACUGCUGGUAUACCUGAGUAAAGGAUUGGGACCUUAGGACAAGGAUCGUAGUAUUGGAUACCCCUACCAGGCGAGUCCUUGGCUUUCUUGUGGAUAUUGCAGUCUGGUGUAAUUCAGAUCAUCACUUAAACUGUUCUCCCCCAUGCAGAAGGACUUGUCAUGCACAGCGACAGCAACGGAUCAGGGGUCUGUGCAAGAUGAGCUUUAGCCAUCUUUACACACACCCCUGACCCAUGUGCUGCAUGGAUCAGCCACGCCCAAUGUAUUUAAAUAUGUAACUGUUCAUUUGUUAAAACAAAAACUUACUAGGAUUAAUAAAUUGUAUAUUACUGUGUUUGAAAAAAACUUCAGAGAAUCAUUAAUUACCCUGUUGAACUUGUAAAGUUACAUGAAAGUGUAAUUAUGCAGUUUAAACUGUGGGUGAUUUGUACAAAUUGAACUAUAAUUUUCUGCUAAAAGAACUGAUACAAAUGUAUAAAUAAAAAAGCACAGAAUACAGAC